Salvia miltiorrhiza (redroot sage) is the source of this 591-nucleotide messenger RNA. RefSeq names its product classical arabinogalactan protein 9-like. Lineage: Eukaryota; Viridiplantae; Streptophyta; Magnoliopsida; Lamiales; Lamiaceae. The transcript has a single exon. Bases 1 to 591 code for a protein of 196 amino acids. The record is from RefSeq and is a predicted model, not a curated record.
AUGUUAAACUCAGACGAAUCUGGAGCAAAAAGGUGUCGAGGCGUGCUCACACCCGUCGUCGGGCUGCCCAAGACUCUCGCCCGAGUGCGCAUGGCCCGCGCGCCCAUCGCCGGGCGUCUGCUCCCCCAUCGCCGAGCACCCUUUCCCCUCGGCGAGCCCCAGCGCCGAGGGUCUUCACUCCGCGCCGAGCUGCAGCCCCCCUCGCCGAUCCAGCCUCCCAUCGCCGAGCUUCAGCAGCCCUCCUCGCCGAGGCCUCCCUUGGCCCUCGCCCAGCCAGCGCCGAGGAGCUCCAGCCUCGCCCAACUGCUCGCCGAGGAGCAGCCCCCCAUCGCCGAGCUUCAGCAGCCCUCCUCGCCGAGGCCUCCCUUGGCCCUCGCCCAGCCAGCGCCGAGGAGCUCCAGCCUCGCCCAACUGCUCGCCGAGGAGCAGCCCCCCAUCGCCGAGCUGCAGUCCUCCUCGCCGAGGCCUCCCUUGGCCCUCGCCCAGCCAGCGCCGAGGAGCUCCAGCCUCGCCCAACUGCUCGCCGAGGAGCAGCCCCCCAUCGCCGAGCUGCAGUCCUCCUCGCCGAGGCCUCCCUUGGCCCUCGCCUAG